This is a messenger RNA of Gigantopelta aegis, 3831 nucleotides long. RefSeq names its product copine-8-like. The transcript has 21 exons. Bases 147 to 1820 code for a protein of 557 amino acids. NCBI's taxonomy places the organism in Eukaryota, Metazoa, Mollusca, Gastropoda, Neomphalida, Peltospiridae. Gene Ontology annotation, molecular function: calcium-dependent phospholipid binding. The record is from RefSeq and is a predicted model, not a curated record. Gene Ontology annotation, biological process: cellular response to calcium ion. Gene Ontology annotation, cellular component: plasma membrane.
CCAAUCCAUUCGGAAAUUUUAUAAAAACAUAUUACGCAAUGACCCAUCUCAAGCUGCAGUUCUAAGAAUCCAAUAGGUGAAGGUCACGUGCUCAUCGACGCAUUUUACACAACUUUGAUCAAAAACAAGUAGAAUCCAUUUCAAGUAUGGCCGACGCUGUAGUAUUUCAGCCUGGUACGGUGGCAGUACCUGCUACCCUUGUUGAGUUAUCCAUGUCUUGUCGAAAACUGAUUGAUGCAGACGUCUUCUCAAAAUCUGACCCUAUGUGUGUUUUAAAUGUAUAUGAGCGUGGAGGAUGGAGAGAGUUUGGAAGAACGGAGAUAAUAUGGAAUAAUCUCAACCCAGACUUUGUGAAGAAGUUUGUAAUGCAUUAUUACUUUGAACAGUCACAGAAACUGAUGUUUGAAAUAUAUGAUGUAGAUUCUAACAGUGCUGAUUUAUCUAAGCAUGAUUUUCUUGGUCGAAUGGAAUGCACUUUGGGGGAGAUUGUGUCAGCUAACAAACUAGUCAGGAACCUACGUGGACCGAAAAAGAAGUGUGGCACAAUAACAGUGGGAGCAGAAGAACUGAGCAGUUGUAAAGAACAAUGUACAAUGCAAUUUUGUGCUCACAAGCUGGACAAGAAGGAUUUCUUUGGAAAAUCGGAUCCGUUUCUCACAUUUAGCCGUUCAAAUGAAGAUGGCAGUUACACAGUUGUACACAGGACAGAAGUGAUCAAGAGAACUUUAAACCCAACAUGGAAACCUUUCAUCCUAUCUAUCAGAACUCUUUGCAAUGGUGAUUAUGACAGGUGUAUAAAGAUUGAGUGUUACGACUGGGAUGCUGAUGGAGGUCAUGAUUUCAUUGGUGAAUUUACCACCACAAUGAGAGAAUUGUCCAGAGGUCCAAGUGAUCGAAACAAAUACGAGUGUAUUAGUGCCAAAAAGCGAGCAAAGAAAGGCAACAAGUAUCAAAAUUCAGGAGUUGUGGAGCUGAUGUCAUGUAGAAUAGAAAAAGUAUACACUUUUCUGGAUUACAUUAGAGGAGGCACUCGGUUGCACUGUACAUUUGCAGUAGAUUUUACUGCUUCAAAUGGUGACCCUAAAUCUGCCACCUCUUUGCACUUCAUCAGCCCAUAUAAACCCAACGCUUAUGCUUCAGCCAUUCAAGGAGUGGGGCAGAUCAUUCAAGAUUAUGACACAGACAAGAUGUUUCCUGCUCUAGGGUUCGGAGCUCGUCUUCCCCCAGAUGGUGUGGUGUCACACGAAUUUGCCUUGAAUGGCAAUCCUACCAACCCAUACAAUGCUGGUAUCCAAGGUGUGUUAGAUGCUUAUCACAGGACUCUUAACUCUGUACAGCUGUAUGGACCGACUAAUUUCGCUCCAGUUGUUAAUCAUGUUGCAAGAUUUGCAACUGCUGCUCGAGAUGGCAAUGACUACUUCAUACUGCUGAUAAUCACCGAUGGAAUUAUUACUGAUAUGCCACAGACAACAGAAGCCAUUGUUAAUGCUGCAAGUCUGCCAAUGUCAAUCAUCAUUAUAGGAGUUGGAGAUGCGGACUUUGGUGCAAUGGAAGUGUUGGAUGGUGAUGAUGUUCGACUUUCCUCCAGGGGCAAAGUGGCAGAGCGAGAUAUUGUUCAGUUCGUGCCAAUGCGUGAUUUCAUGGGUCGAGUAGGAGAGAAUCCUGCCUCGAUACAAGCUCGACUAGCCCAAGAAGUCCUGGAGGAGAUUCCAAACCAGUUUCUGUCUUACAUGCAGAAACACAACGUCAAACCCAAACCCCCAUUACAAAGACAGCUAACGAUUUCCUCAGUUCAGUCUCUUCCAUCUUCUGAACAGUAACAGCAUUCCAGGCUGGUCAGAAUAAGCUGACUACUGGCAAAAUGUCAUCAACUAUUGUGACAUCAGCCAGCUACUUGUGACUGUAUAGUGUUCUGACGUUCUUACAUUUAAUAACAUUGUCAUCAAGUCAUAACAUUUAUGGCUACAGACUUGUAAGAAUUACAACUUGCCUAAGCUGUUUAAGAGUUAUGUCCCCCCAAAUAGUCAGGUAAUGUAUUUCAUUUUGCAUAACAUGUAAAUGAUGUUUUAACUUUAAAGUGCAAUUGAAGAAUGGGUGAUUCUAAGCUAGACUGCUUGUUGGAAGGGCGAGCAAAUCUAUCAUUUGUACAUUUUUUCAGAAGCCUAUACAUACUUAGGAUGAACCCCCUCCUACUUAAUGAACUUACUAUACUAGUUAACAUUUCAGGAAAUUGUAUGGAUUGUGUUGAUUAUCCUCAUACAUUUAUUUUCAGAGUUUUACUAUAUGAUACAUGUUCACAAAGUUGUUCCCAUUUACCUUUAACAGUUUGUUAUACAUUUACUAUAUAUGUGCAUGUAAUAUUAUAUUUUUAGUGGCACUUGUUCAUUUUUAUCUUUACAAAAAAAAUGUAUAUACAUAAUUAUCACAUGUAUUUAGUAUUAUUUGCACAGAUCUGAGAAUGUCUUUCUUCCAUGUAAUUUAUUUUCUAAAGUAUAUUUUAAUGUACUUUUGUUGCAGCAUGUUAUAUUAAAUUAUGUGCAUCAGAAAACCACACUCUUGAUUGUAGAUUCGUAUCUCAACGCUGUUACAGAUGCAUCCCUCUUCUGAAUACAAAAUCCUGCUUAUGCUAGCACUUAGCUAAAUGUUUUAACUUUUAUAAGCAGCAUUUAUAAACAUUACCGAUAUAAUUAUUGUAUUUUAAGGUUGUACACCACCAUUAACGUUUGCAAGCGUUUCAGUACAAUUAUGUCCGAAUAUAUUGUGUGAAAAAUACAAUAUCGAUCAGGCUAUGUCAUUCCUGGUUUUAGGGAAUGCUCUUCCUUGACCACUACCGUGCAAAAACUCAACAUACGUUCACCAUGAAGGUUUUCACUUAGUAACCCAAAUGCAAUAGGCUAUAGCAUUCCUGGUUUUAGGAAAUGCUCUUCCUUGACCGCUACCGUGCAAAAACUCAACAUAGGUUCACCAUGAAGGUUUUCACUUAGUAACCCAAAUGCAAUAGGCUAUAGCAUUUCUGGUUUUAGGGAAUGCUCUUCCUUGACCGCUACCGUGCAAAAACUCAACAUACGUUCACCAUGAAGGUUUUCACUUAGUAACCCAAAUGCAAUAGGCUAUAGCAUUCCUGGUUUUAGGGAAUGCUCUUCCUUGACCACUACCGUGCAAAAACUCAACAUACGUUCACCAUGAAGGUUUUCACUUAGUAACCCAAAUGCAAUAGGCUAUAGCAUUCCUGGUUUUAGGGAAUGCUCUUCCUUGACCACUACCGUGCAAAAACUCAACAUACGUUCACCAUGAAGGUUUUCACUUAGUAACCCAAAUGCAAUAGGCUAUAGCAUUCGGGUUACUAACUGAAAAUAUCCAUGGUCCAUAGCACCUCCUUAUUUUGUUGUAGUAUGCCACUUGUACAGUUGUUAUCGUUUAGUACUAAAAAUAACAAGUAACUUCAAAACCAGUGGGUUAUUUAAAUACUACAAAGGUCAACCUACUUGUAAUCAUCAACGAAAGAUUUGAAGAGCCAGUAUUUUAUAUUAUUUUUUUAAUGCAAAACUGUUUCGUCAACCUAGACUAUAUUAAGCUGCUACAUCUGACAGGACAAGUGGUGGUGUGGUGUCUUAAUGAAUAUUCUUUUCCCUUCAUUUAUUAUUAUUAUUUUUAAUUCUUACCAAACCCACCUACAACAUACAUUCAAUUUAUUGUUCACGGGGAUUUUUCAUAAAUAUUUGUAAUGGAAGUAAUUGCAGUAAAAAAAGUUACAUUAUCAUUAUAAACUGAUUGCGAGUGUGUUCUGUAUUGUGAUUGGUUAAUUACAUUCUUUUUCCGGGAUCAAAUGAA